GUAUUCAAUAUUAGCUAUGAAAACAGUAAUAGUUUAAAAAUAUCUGAACAAGACGCAUAUCUGGCUAUUAGUACCAGAAUGCUUUUGCAACUUUUUUCUAGUAAAAGAAUAUUAGACGAUAUUAUUGGGAAUUAUAAGCCACCAUCUCCAUGGGAUAUCUUGGCCUUAAUUGCUAAGUAUGAGAACAAGAAAUUAGAAGAUGCUAUAGUUAUAUUAGUCAUUAAUAGGCUACAUAAUACUAUGAGCGAUAGAAAUGAUAGACUUAAUAAAAACUCUUUGUUUUACAAAACUUUGACCAAUAUUGGAGAUCUUUCAUUGUGGAAAACUUUUGUGAUUUCCUGUUGUACAGCAAUGACUGCUGGACCCAUCGAAAAUUUUAUUGCAGAAUCAUCAAGAAAACGUGUAUUUCUACUAGUAUCUUCAUUAAAACCUCCAACUAUUACUUAUGAUAGUAUUAUAAAAGAUAAUGACAUUAAUAAUUUCAAUAUCAGUGAUCUUAUGAGAUCUUUCCAUAAUACACUCGAAAAUCUAUAUAAAAAAGCUUUUUCAUAUACUUCUGAUGAAGCUAAGCAAAUAGUAUGGGCAGUGUUAACUCACAAGCUCUUGGAUCUAUAUAAGCCUAUCAAAUCAACUUUGACAUCUGAUAAAGGUAGUUUGCUAACAGAAAUGAUCCUCAGCUUCAACACUAGCAGUUCGAUGACUAUAAAGAACACUUAUCAAAGAAUGAUAAAUCUCUGGCAACAAG
This is a messenger RNA of Scutellospora calospora, 745 nucleotides long. The record is from the annotation of a GenBank genome assembly. Lineage: Eukaryota; Fungi; Glomeromycota; Glomeromycetes; Diversisporales; Gigasporaceae.